Messenger RNA from Copidosoma floridanum, 765 nucleotides. RefSeq lists its product as uncharacterized. NCBI's taxonomy places the organism in Eukaryota, Metazoa, Arthropoda, Insecta, Hymenoptera, Encyrtidae. The record is from RefSeq and is a predicted model, not a curated record.
AUGUACUCGCCUAGUAACACUCAAUUGUUAAAACUUUUAAUUUAUUAUUUCAAAAUUUUCGGAAUAGCCCCGAUUAAAGCCAAAAUCAUGAAACACAACGGGACGGUCUUUUGGACGUUCACCGAUUCAAAAUGCAGUGCAUUUUACGGGGUAAAGGGAUUUUUCAGCGGGACCAAGUUCGACAUAGUUAUCGACGUCACUCAAGAUUUCCUCUUACUUCUGACAACCACUAUCAUACUGGUGACGUACAUUGUCAAGCGAAAAAUGUUGGUUGAAAUCGGUAACAAAAUAAACAUGGCGAGGCAACGGUCGGAUCAGGCUAAGGACAACAACGAAAUUUUCAUUGAAUCUGAGCGCGCCGUUGAUAAAAUUGUCUUCAGAUUGAACUUUUUGCACAAGAGUCACCUGUUUCUCAACGAAAUAUCCCAAGAUUUGUCCAGUUUUCACUCCUGUCCAAUGCUGUUGAGUUUAAUCGAAAAGUAUUUGUCGUUGGUUGUUUAUGCGUACCACUUUUCCAAGCCUAUUGUUCUCGGAAUAAACGAUCUUACGACGAUAGAUUUGGUGCAUUGUUUAGCGUACUGGUUGCUAUGUGCCACGGAGUUGGUGUUUUUGACUACAUCGGCUAGUUCCGUAGUGGCAGAGAGCAAAAAAACGGGCUUGAUUAUAAAUUCUCUUCUGGUCAGUACAAAUGAUAAAAAAAUAGCUGAAAAGAUUAUUCAAUUUUCCAUGUAUUUGUCUUACAACGAUUUUCAAGACAAAAACUGA